Austrofundulus limnaeus is the source of this 2145-nucleotide messenger RNA. It is a transcript of the gene scml4, whose product is annotated as Scm polycomb group protein like 4. Gene Ontology annotation, biological process: negative regulation of DNA-templated transcription. Gene Ontology annotation, molecular function: histone binding; chromatin binding. The coding region runs from base 57 to 1061 and encodes 334 amino acids. The record is from RefSeq and is a predicted model, not a curated record. Gene Ontology annotation, cellular component: nucleus. The transcript has 5 exons. NCBI's taxonomy places the organism in Eukaryota, Metazoa, Chordata, Actinopteri, Cyprinodontiformes, Rivulidae.
AUUGCAAUCUUUGCAGCUGGAGAGGGGGGGAGGGGUGUGGUUAAGUACAAAGCUUCAUGUGGCUUUGUUUCUACUACUUCCUAUCAUCUUCUGCGUGUGUGCGAGAAAGCGUAUAUGUGUGUGUGUCUGAACCAAAUAAGGGGGUGCUUUCACAUCGAACUUUUUUUUUUCUACUUUGGUGUCAGGUGCUUUUUAACAAGCCGGCACUUUCAGUUUUUGUUAAAGCCGCUCGCUCUCUCCCAGGUCUGAUGACUACCUUGCCCACUAGUUUGGAGAUGCAGGCGUCCAGUCUGGACCCUCAGUUCAUCCUGGGGCCCCAGCAGGCUAAGAUACCCGGCCGGAGGAGAGGGCGGCCCCCCAUUCGUAAGCUGGAGUUCCAGAGCGACUUCAUCGAUACUUUCUCAGCCCUCAAGGUCCCCAAAAAAAGAGGAAGGAAACCCGGCUUUAAGCUGAAGCCCAGGAUGGUGAGGUCCCCACUUACUCCCUCUGCUCCCAGCAGCACACCAGAACCUGAGAUGGGCUCCAUCCCACAGGAUGCUGCCAUUGUCCCACACUCAGCCACGGCACAGGUUCCGACAGACACACUCUUGCCUGAUGACUUCACCUGCGAGCCUCCUGUGGACUCCAAGCGCUACGCCAUAGAUCCCAGUGACUCCGCCUUCAACGUCACGGCGUCACAGUACCAAAGCAAGCGCUCGUACGGUUACCGCAGCAGCAGCUGCUCUACUCCCGCAGGCGUGCUGAGACAAAUGUCGAGCCCGGCGACUUUCCAGGAUGGCAACAGAAACGCCUGCGGUCUGAUGUCAGACACCAGAGAGGGCAAACGACCUGCUGGUAAAGACCCCUCCUGCUGGGGUGUAGAGGAUGUGGUUUGGUUCAUCAAAGAGGCUGACCCGCAGGCCCUGGGGCCCCACGCAGAGGCAUUCAGAAAACAUGAAAUAGACGGAGACGCCCUGCUGUUGCUGAAAAGUGAGAUGAUGAUGAAGUACCUGGGACUGAAGCUGGGACCUGCGCUCAAACUCUGUUACCACAUCGACAGACUCAGACAGAGCCGGUCAUGAUGAGCUGCCGGGAAAAUAACCCGGAAUCUCUACGUCUUCUGAGCCGUUUUUUAUUCAAACUUUACAGAGUUAGCGACAUUCGCUGCAUCUCAACCACAAUUCGUUGACCGAUUUGACAUUUUAUAAGCACAUAUAAGGACUAUUUACAGCUGACGCUGAUAUUUUAUUUUCACCUUUGUUCCUCCGAGGGGCUUCAGAUUAUGAGUGAUUUGUCUGCCCACACAUGGCAGCUACUGUAUAUUAAGACACGACAUGUCCGCAGCAAUAAUUUGAGCAAACCACAAUUAUAGCCACACAUAACUGUGGUGCUUUACCUCACGAUCAUAUUUACAAUAGUGCUAAGUUUUAUUUCUGCUGCUUGUUAUGAAAUGCAAUUUUUUUACUUUAGGUUUCAUCCCUGGACACAAACUGCUACAACCAAUUUCAAGCUUUUCUUUUUGGAUUAUUAUUAUUUUAUUGUUGCUUUGAUUUUGAUUAGUCUUUUCACGACUCUUUACUAAUUCUUAAACAUUACUGCAGUUUUACCGCGCUAAGACACAGGUUGAUUACCUCACAAAUGUUUCUUCAUUCACGAGCUAAUCUGUGCUGAAUACGUCUUUAGACAAUUCACUUUUAAUAGCUUCACUUUCAUAGUCAAAGCCUUAAAAACGGUUACUUUAGAACAGUGGUUCUCAAAAACAAAGAAGUUUCUGGAGAAAAAAAAACAACAGAGAGAAAAACACCAUUGCUCCACCACCUAAGCGCAACAGUUUGAGAACUACUGCUGUAGAAUAACAUGAACUUUUUGUUACCACAGACCACAGAGCAGCACAAUAGUGCAGUGAAUAGAUGUGUCACUAAUCCCACGGCGCUCACAAACAGGAAGUAGAAAAGACACUGAUAAGCUGAUCACUUUGCAAAAGUAUCUGAUUCACUUGAGGUAGUAACAAUGAAACUUGUAGAAGUCGGUGCUGCUGUCACUACAAUUAAAGGGAUAGACCAGACAGUUUGACAUGGAUGUUCUGUGGUUUGUAUACAGUAUACAUAUAUAAAUAUUAGGGGUGCAACAAUACAUGUACCCGUAUCAAACCAUAUCGAACCAUAU